CCUGCAGCAGCAGUGUAGGUAGGUUAUUUGUACGGCGGCCAUUCUCUCCCACUAUUUCUGCUCUGUUGUUCCAAUUCUCCGGCCUCCCUAUAAAUAUCUCCUACCCCAUCCAUUGUCUUCUCCACUCUGACAAAUUAUAUAUAUCAUUGUAUCAUCAUUAUAAUAUAACAUAACAUAAAAUGGUCAAAUCCAACAAGUUCAGAGGUGUCAGGCAACGCCACUGGGGCUCUUGGGUCUCCGAGAUUCGCCACCCCCUCCUGAAGAGGAGAGUUUGGUUGGGCACAUUUGAGACGGCGGAGGAGGCCGCCAGAGCGUACGACGAGGCGGCCGUUCUCAUGAACGGCCGCAACGCCAAGACCAACUUCCCCGUGGCGGCGGACCACAGCGGCGGCGGUGGCAGUGGUAAGGAUAAUAACAACAACAUUUCUAGUUUGGUCUCUUCUUCUUCUUCUUCGUCGUCGCUGGCGGCAAUCCUGAGCGCGAAGCUCAGGAAGUGCUGCAAGUCGCCGUCGCUGACUUGCCUCAGGCUCGACAUCGAGAACUCGAACAUCGGAGUCUGGCAGAAGCGCGCCGGCGCGUCCUCUGCCAACUCCAGCUGGGUAAUGACUGUGGAGCUCGGGAAGAAGGCCGCCGACCGCGCCCCGCUGCCGGAGCAAGAAACUCCGGUGGAGGUGACUGGCGGCGCCGCCGGGGACCAGAUGGCGGUGAUUAGCGAAGAGGAGAGAAUGGCAUUGCAAAUGAUCGAAGAGCUCCUAAAUUCAAAUUGAUACUAUACUAUACAUACAUACAAUAAUCCCGUUGACCACAUAUAUAUAGUAAUAAAGGUCAAAUUAUUUUAUUAAAAGUUCACAUUAUUAAUCUCAGAAGAUAGCAAUUUUACGUAAUUAUUCUCCCAUUCAAAAAGUGACAUUGUUGCUCCCAGAAUAUCAGUGUCAUUUAUUGGAUAAAGGAGUAUUUAUGUAAAAUCACAUAAUUAAUUUUGAGAGUAAUGAUGUGAAUUUUUCAUUAUUUUAAUUUAAAAUUAGAAAGAAUAAUUAUACGAAGUAGGAGUAUAUAUAUUGGAAAAAAGGUUAUAUAUAUAU
Cuscuta campestris is the source of this 1082-nucleotide messenger RNA. The record is from the annotation of a GenBank genome assembly. NCBI's taxonomy places the organism in Eukaryota, Viridiplantae, Streptophyta, Magnoliopsida, Solanales, Convolvulaceae.